GCUCACUGUCACAGCACACUACUCGCUUCCCAAAGGGAUAAAUUUUAAGUUUAGUGUGGUGCGGGAGUCUAUAUAGUCCUUUCGAUCAUGCUGAAAAUUGGAUUUCUAGGCUCUGGAAAAAUGGCUCAGGCCUUGGCAAAAGGGUUUAUUGCAUCAGGUCUUACAAAAGGAGAGCAUUUGAUUGCUAGCUCUCCGCCAGCGGACCAAAAAUUUCUAAAUGAAUUUAAGAGUUUUGGUGGAAAAACUACCCACGACAACAAAGAAGUUGCUGAAAAUUCCGAGAUAUUGAUUCUGGCUGUGAAACCGUUUGCAGUGACUUCCGUUUUGGACAGCAUUAAAAGCAAUUUUAGCAACUCGCAUUUGCUGAUUUCAAUCGCCAUGGGAAUUAAAAUCGACACGAUGGAAAAAUGUCUUCCUGGUAAGUCACGGGUUAUGCGGGCAAUGCCGAACACCCCAGCAGCCGUUGGAGCGGGCGCCAGUGUCAUUUGCGGAGGUUCGCACGCCAGGCCAGAAGAUGUGAUGGUCACAGAAAGACUCAUGACUGCCGUGGGCACGUGUAGAACAGCGCCCGAGUCCAGUUUUGAUGCAGUCACGGCGCUUAGCGGCUCUGGACCCGCAUACAUACUGGCUAUGAUAGAAGCCUUAUCAGACGGGGGCGUAAAAAUGGGUCUACCCAGAGACCUGGCCACCCAGCUAGCGAUUCAAACAACUUUAGGGGCGGCGACUAUGGCCAAAUCGUCGGCAGAGCACUUGGCUGUUCUGCGAGAGGCAGUCACGUCCCCUGCAGGUUCAACCGCAGCGGGAUUGCACGUGUUGGAAAAGGGCGGAAUUAAAGGCUGCAUUGCUUCGGCCGUGGAGGCAGCCACCGAGAGGUGCAUUCAAGUCAGCUCAAAAUACUGAAAAUUCUUUACGGUUAAUGUUAUUCGCAAAAAUGUUAUAUUUUUUACCUUCUCUAAUGCGAGAAAUCUGAAAAUAUUGAGUAAUGAUAUUUAAGAACGAUUUUGGUUCUAAUUGAAAAUAGAUCUUGAUGAUAACUUUUUAUAAAGCUAGAGAGGUGCAAGGAUGAUUAAAACAAACUAGUUUUCUUAACGACAAA
Molecule: messenger RNA, 1096 nt
Organism: Cloeon dipterum
Lineage: Eukaryota; Metazoa; Arthropoda; Insecta; Ephemeroptera; Baetidae
Gene: P5cr-2
Product: Pyrroline-5-carboxylate reductase-like 2
Exons: 6
Coding region: 88-900 (270 amino acids)
Biological process (GO): L-proline biosynthetic process
Molecular function (GO): pyrroline-5-carboxylate reductase activity
Source: RefSeq, a predicted model, not a curated record